AUGGCACAAGGCGCCGUCAAAAAAGCCGCCAAGCCCGCCGGCGUCACCAAGAGCCAGCGCACACAACGCGGCGCCCGUGUCAUUGCGCCUAAGAAGGUGAAGCUGAUACAGCAGCAGAAACUGGUCAAGAAACAUACAUCCGGCCUCACGGCUCUGACGGAGAAGAAUCUCGCGGAGAAGGCGGGACAUCUGGAAUUGCUGAGGGGUGGGAAGAAGGACAAGAAGGGCGGAAAGGGGGCGGAGAGGAAGGGCGAGAAGGGAGAGAAGAAGGGCAAAUAA
Messenger RNA from Coniosporium apollinis CBS 100218, 279 nucleotides. RefSeq lists its product as uncharacterized. The record is from RefSeq and is a predicted model, not a curated record. The transcript has 3 exons. Bases 1 to 279 code for a protein of 92 amino acids. Lineage: Eukaryota; Fungi; Ascomycota; Dothideomycetes.